AUGAUUUUCUCACCAACGGUUAAAGGCCUUAUUCCGAGUGCUGCAGGCCCUGUGGAGAAUACUGGUCAUGGACGGAUCAUCACCGACAAGGCUCCCAGUAAGCUUCUUGUAAAUGGCCUACCGAAACACUCCCGAGGCCGUCUUAUUGACUAUGUAUCUCCAUAUGUAUUGGAGAAGCCAAGACCAGUUGCGGAACCAUGA
Molecule: messenger RNA, 201 nt
Organism: Psilocybe cubensis
Lineage: Eukaryota; Fungi; Basidiomycota; Agaricomycetes; Agaricales; Agrocybaceae
Exons: 3
Coding region: 1-201 (66 amino acids)
Source: RefSeq, a predicted model, not a curated record